Messenger RNA from Anguilla rostrata (American eel), 7427 nucleotides. It is a transcript of the gene gpr83, whose product is annotated as G protein-coupled receptor 83. Gene Ontology annotation, biological process: neuropeptide signaling pathway. The transcript is spliced from 4 exons. The coding region runs from base 928 to 2205 and encodes 425 amino acids. NCBI's taxonomy places the organism in Eukaryota, Metazoa, Chordata, Actinopteri, Anguilliformes, Anguillidae. Gene Ontology annotation, cellular component: plasma membrane. Gene Ontology annotation, molecular function: neuropeptide Y receptor activity. The record is from RefSeq and is a predicted model, not a curated record.
CAUCCUACACAAUCAUUUCCUACGUGUCAUUUUCUUUAAUAAAGUCAAACUCAAAGAACACAUCUGACAUCGACAUUUCUAUGAGAGCCUGAGGAUGGAUUCUCAAAAUUAAGCGUCAGGACCGGAAGUAUCGAUACUUCUGUAUCGAUCCGCACAUCCGUACUAGUUAGCCUACUUUUAAUUGAUAGAAACCGAAGCCAAUGAUAUAUUCCAUUUUCUGCCUCUCUUAUCAAUUAAAAUCAGCUACAUUCUUUCUUUGAUUAUGAAUGGAAGGAAACGGUGUUUCUUUUUUUCUGCAGAAUCGAAGCACUUGUUAGCAGGUUACUUUACAAGCCAUAUAUAUGUGACACAUUGCUAAUUUUCUCAGUUAGGCCGACAAUAACUUUUUUGAAUUAAUUUUGUAGCCUACAUAAAAUACACUAGUCCGUUUGCUGCAUGUAUUGUAUCUUAACGUGUUUUUCGCUACCUCCUUUCAAUGUUUAAUAUAGGCCUAGUUAAUAUGAAAAUGACAGAGGGCUGUAUAAUUUCCGUGACAUUUAACGCGUCCAGCUGGAGAGGGUCCAACUGCUGGCACUGCGGGGACAACGUGUGGGUGAAGUUAUUCUGGAUAUAGCCUAACAAUUAUGCAUAUUCGGUGCUGCACUAGGAUAUAGCACGAGAUUGCGCGCGCGAUCGCGCGUGUGUGCGCGUCUGAUAGAGAGAGAGAGAGAGAGAGAGACAGAGAGAGAGAGAGAGACCUUGUCGCAUAUUUACAGGGCUGUUUCCCCCCAUUUCAGUGAGACUUUCUUUGCGACAGGGACACGAGGACUUCAUUUUCCAAAAGAACAAAAGAAGAAAGAAAAAAAGACUUCAAAUGACCCCCCUUUAUCUCUGCUGUUGCGUCUGCUGUAGGUUAGUCCAGAACGCGUCACAGAGUGUUUAUGGGGAAUGAUCACAUUUUCUGAAGUUGCUUCCUACAAAAUGACGAAAUACAUUUGGUUGCCUUAUGUCUCUGGAUCUUUUAAAAAAGAUGGCUACAUCAAUUCAUCAGAUAUUUAUUCAAAUUUCUACGAUUUUCCAAAUCAUUCUUCGUUUUGGAAUUUUACUCUAGAUGAAGGAAUAUAUGAUAACGGGACCAAAUAUGAAACCGAAUCACAGAACCCUACAGUAAAGGCUUUGCUUAUUGUGGCUUAUUCUGUUAUUAUCGUCAUUUCACUGUUUGGAAACAUUUUGGUCUGUCACGUUGUUUUGAAAAAUAAGCGGAUGCAUUCUGUAACAAGUUUGUUCAUUGUGAAUUUGGCAAUUGCUGACAUAAUGAUCACCCUUCUGAACACCCCUUUUACUCUGGUAAGGUUUGUCAACAGUACGUGGGUUUUUGGAAAACUGAUGUGCCAUGUCAGUCGCUUCGCACAGUACUGUUCAGUUCAUGUGUCAGUGCUGACCCUCGCAGCCAUCGCAAUUGAUCGUCAUCAAGUCAUCAUGCACCCCCUGAAACGGAGGAUGUCUAUGUUGAGUGGAUUUAUCUGUAUCGCCGUGAUCUGGGUAACAGCCUCGUGUUUCUCGUUACCGCAUGCAAUCUAUCAGAAGCUCUUCCGCUUUGAAUUCGGUUACAAAAAGGUUAGAAUGGUGUGUCUGCACAGCUUCCCUCAGCCUGCCGAUUUGUUCUGGAAGUACUUGGAUCUGGCCACGUUUGCACUUCUGUAUGUUCUGCCAUUGACAAUAAUCUCCGCGGCCUACAUCGUUGUGGCCAAGAAGCUGUGGAUGAGGAACACAAUAGGAGACGUGACCAUGGAGCAGUACUUUGCCCAGCGGCGCAAGAAGAAGACCACCUUAAAGAUGCUAAUGCUGGUGGUGGUGGUCUUUGCAGUCUGCUGGUUCCCACUUAACUGCUAUGUGAUUCUGGUUUCCAGCAAAGCCAUUGUCACCAACAACGCCCUGUACUUCACUUUCCACUGGUUCGCCAUGAGCAGCACUUGCUACAACCCCUUCAUUUACUGCUGGCUGAAUGACAGCUUCCGCUCGGAGCUCAGGUCCCUGCUCUGCAUGUGUCGAGGGUUGCAGCACGUCCAUACCCAGGCUAUGCCCAGUGCCUCCCCACCUUUUCGGAAUGCAUGGGUGGAGAGUGUAAGUGCUGAAAACCAAACGCUGCAGCACGGAACCAAGUCUACCCUUAGCUCAGGGAAAACAGACAUCUUCAUUGUUGAGCCAAUCGUAGCUGUUUCCUAGAGACAGAGCAGUCCGAGGGGACCUUAACAGUUGUGUCGACGGUCAGCAGUUCCAUUGAAUUCACCAUGGAGUGUGUUCUCAACCUGCAUUUGGAAAGAUAUGGCUUCACACUGGAGAAACUACUGUUAAAUUCCUCCUCCCUUCCAGUUGAUGGAAUGCAGAAUGGAAGGGAGCAGCGGGUGUUUGAAUGUGUUUCAGAUGAUAUGUGCAAGUGUACCUGAAUGGAUAUUGCACAUUUAAUCAGACAUUCCAAAUUAGGGAAUAAAAUGGUACGUAAAAAGUUGUUGUAAAAAAUGUACAUUUGUUCUUCUCUCCAUUUUGUUAUAUGAGGUGAUAUUUACAUUUUGUUGUAUUUCACAAAGUUAUUUAAUUGCUUUCUCAGACAUGAACAUGUGUAUGUUUUAUUUAAAGAAAGAGUUAGCCUCUUUAUUUUAACUGAAUUUGUAACAAUUCAGUCACUGAAUUCAUAUCGUAGUUAUCAUCUGUCUGGACAUUUACAUGCCACUUAAUGUCCAGUCAUUAUUGUUUUUGAACUACUGAUUGUAAAAAGGGGAUAAAAACACAUGCAUCAUCUGCAUCCCUCCUUUGCUUUCCAGUGCAACAUUUUGUUGAUUCUAAACAGCUGUACUGUACAAGUUUACCGUAUAUAUCCCCAUCUGUUUGCCUUCCAAAGCUGUUGCCGUAUUACAUUCCACAUAGGUAUAUUAUUAACCUGUCAGUUUUUCAUAAAUAACUGUUUACAUUUUAAUUUUAAAACUUUCAGAAUAUAUAUUUGUUUUUCUGGUCUUGAUAAAUACAAAUCGUUUACAAUAUGGCAGCAGCAGGAAUCAUGUAGCCGGUGAUUAUUAUUUUGCUGACUUAAGUAGGUAGGUAGUCAUCGUGCAAUUGUAGCAAAACCUUUUUUAAUUUCAAAAUGAUUACAUUUUUCAUAAACUGCAAUUACCUAUCAUCAGGUACCACAUAAUAAAGGCAGAAUGAGGUGAAGUACCACUGUGAGGACAUUUCAAAUAAUGAAAUGAACCAGGGUUGAAAAGCACAAGUUGAAAGAAAUGAUUGGCCACAUACAAUUUACAUGUUACAAAAAAUAAAAACAUGUAAAAACCACACCAACCACAAACUCAAUUAUAGUACUGUAUGUGUAGCUGGAGGACACAGGGAAGAAGACAGUUCAAUUGUCCGAUGCACUGAUGUUGAUUAAAGCUUUGAAUAUAAGUAUUAGUGAACCUUAUGCUUUUGGAGCAUCACCAUAGCUGCAUUUCUGCAGUACGAAGUGAAAAGUCUUUAACAUUCACCAACAUGGUAAUUGGCUGUGACCGAAGAGCUUAGCAAAGAAUCGGAGCAAUGGCAGAGCUAGGCAUUAAUAUAUCAAUAAUAUUAUACACCACACACAUAGUCACCAUGUGUAUGCUGUAGAAUGUGUGAAUUACAUCUGACAGUGAACCGUAGCCAAAAUGCUCUAAUUGAAAUGGUAGUGAAUGAGAUAAUAUACAUCAGAGUCAAACAUACUUAGGGCAGACCUGGUGCACCACAACCAUAGCUGUGUGCUUCUGGUAUAUUCUUUGGCAUUCUGUACAGCAUAGCACAAAAAAGUUUAUGCAUAUUAUUUGUUCUAAAAGUAUUAUUGUGGAGAACAGCAGAUAUUUCACUAAACAACUAAAAGAUUUCAGCAGAAACUAAAAUACUGAAUGCUGAAGCCUUUUCAUUUUCAUAUUCUGACAAUAAAGCAUAAAACUUAAACUUAAAAUGACAUUUUGCCAUUUAAUUUUGUGGAGAAGGUGAUUUUGAAAAUACUCUAUAGAAUCGUUGUGCAAAUGAGGUAGAAGUGAAUGUAAUUAUGAAGCUGCAUUAAACUGUUUAUAAAGGCAUUCUUGUCAACCAGUUAGAUUUAAAAAAAUGUUUUUGUUCUCCAUGCUUGGUACUACGGUUUGGAAUAUUUAAAGACAAAAACACAUCAUUAAAGUAGCUGAUUCUCAGCAGAUUCUGUAAGAUUCUUUAAAUGCAAAAAAAUGUGUUUUGGUGAAGAAAACAUCAUUUUUUUCUGUUCUAUGAAAUUGGUACUUAAAGGAGUACCAUGGUGAUUUUCACACUUUCUCGGUUUUAUGUGCUAUUUGCACAAGAGGCAUUGAAGAAACACAACGAGUAAAGUAUUAAAUAUGUCGGUUCUGUAUUUUUGGAGAAAUAUGCGUUUUAAAUUUAUCGUCCUAUUUUCAACCGGUUGAGAAAGUAGUCAACUUGGUGCGUCACAAACACAGUAACCACUCCCCUUUCCACGCCCCGUAAACCCAUGGAUAACUCGAGACCCAUAGUUUGCGCCGCUGGCUUACAGGCAAGACAAUGCAAAUAUUUGACUAACGUUAGGUUCACUUAAAUUAGAGUGCCUUUUAAGGACUAUUAGAUUAUUUCUGGUUAUAUUCAUUUAGCUAGCUAGGUAGUUUGCUUUCAUAAGGCAAUAUUAUCGAUAACGUUAGCUAGCUGGUUUGCUUUUAUGAGGACGUUAUAGUUGUGCUUUUAUCUUAACUUGGCUAGCUAGAUAGCAAAAAUUAUAAUUGGAUAUAAGUCAACGUCCUUACCUUAGCUAUCUAUCGAUACUUGAUAUACUACUAAGCUAGCUAGCUUGUGAAAAGUCUCCCAAAAAGAGCGCGUAUCAUGGGGGUAGCUAUGGUAAUGGGGCACGGUCUGUCAAUCAUAGCUAACUGACAGUUCUCAUUACCACGCCCAGACGGUUCGGGUGAACUUUUAUAGUGGGAAAUUUAGGCUUAGAAAAAUACAUUUUAAAGUACAUUGAAAUGACUGAAUAAUAAAAAAAUUAUGCACAUUUGUUUUGUUGUUGCCUAAAGACAACUGGGUGUCACGUUCAGCCACCAUGUUACUCCUUUAAGGUUGCAUCACUGAUCUUGGCCAGAGAUUAUGACGAAGCAUUCGGAAUUAGGUGGAAAACGGGAAAAUCAGAAACCACAUAAUGAAUAAUGCUGAUUUUCCUUUCAAAUGGUUAUCCUCAGCAGAGUUCUUCAACUUCAUAGCUCAGGUUUAUUUUUAGGUUUGUCAGAAGGCAUCAGGGCUGUACAGUAAAGAUUAAUCACGGCAUCUCCUGGUCCUGCAGAGAAACUCAUGGUUACUUUAAUAUAACUUACUGGCAGCUGAACUGCAUUUCACUGUACAGUGAAGUACUGUUAAAUUUUACAGUCUGCAAAAUAGGCACUUUAUUAUACAAUAAUGAAUUUUUGUGAUACUGUUAUCUAAAGGUACAGUUGUUUACAGCAACAUCAAUGGUAUAUAUAGGUUCUAGUACAAUGUAAACCGAAUGAAGAGUGAGCAUUUCCAUAACAAUAUCAGCAUGGUCUUUCAUGGGUCAUUAAAGUUACACUUCUGACAAGGUAUUUAAAGGCAUAUUAUGCAACAUUUUAGCCUUGCUGUGAUCCUGUGUUUACAAUAAAAGAAGUCUCCUUCAUUUUCAACCCCGCCUACUCACCUCCAAGAACCCUAAUUCGGCCAUCUAGCGAAGCUACCUAAAGUAGCUAGCUGGACAACCAGAGGUAACGUUACUUACAGGUUUAACAGAAAACAUGGCAAGUUGCCAACUCACAUGUCACUUUUCAUCCCCAUUGUGUACUUCAGGUGUCACCGUUGAGGAAAAGCUAUUCCAAGGUUGACUGUUUUUUUGGAUGAGCAUGUCGACUUGUCGUUUCACUGCACUUGUUCUUCUUUAUUUCCGACAUUUCAGUAGCUAGCUACAAAUGCUCCGCUGAAACCUGAUCCCAAACCACAGGCUCUGUAGCCACACCCCCCACACAGAAAAACGUGCCUAGAAACAUCCCAAACACAUUUUAGAAGAAGAAAUACAGGCAGAGGAGCAUGGAUUCAACAAAUGUGCACAAAGACAAAGAUUGCCGGUACAUCGUAGAUAAAAACGGUUAUUUUAUUAUAUUUUUAAUGUAAGAAUCCUGCAUAGUAUGCCUUUGAAAUAAACUUGUUUGCUGUGCAGAAAUUUGUGUCAACUUCUAACAUUUCAAAUGAUGAGGCACUGUUGAACUAUGAAACUUUUACCAAUAUCUUACAUAAAAACUCAUCCUUAACACGCAAGUAUGAAUUGUCAAUAAAAACAAAUGAAAUGCUUGUUUCUUAUCAUAAACAAAUCCAAUAUACUGAAAAAAACAGUUACAUGGUUCAAUCUUUGAAUUUACAAAUUUCAUGACAGAUGUGUUGCUCAAGUAACAAGUGAAAAUAUUAUCCUGUAUGUGUAUAUUGACUGAUUCCUUUGUGCUAAAAAUGUAGAAUUAAAAGAAAUGUUCCCUGUACUAAAUGUGAUGUGUGCAUAGUGUUUUCUAUUGUGUUCAGUACACGUUGAUACAAUUGAAAGAAUUGCAAGUACUUCCUGUAAGUGACAUAUCUCACAGUAUUAGGUUAAGUGGGUUUUGACAGAACUGACUCUUGGAAUAACACAGAUUUUGCAAUGUUCUUUAGAGGGGAAUGCUGACAUGUCAGCACAAUCACUCAUGCAUUUGGCAGUCAGUGCGCAGUUUCCUUGACACUAGGUGCUGAAUCAUGUUACUGUAAGGAUGUCAUAGGAAUUACGUGCAGUUGCUUUCAGAAGAUAUGUUGAUGUUUUAGUUGGCUUUUCACAGCCUACUGGGUAAAAAUAUCCACUUCAAUGAAUAAGGAUUUUGUCACCAUUGCAUAUUAUGUAACAAAAUCUAGAUGAUUUAAAAGAUGAUGUGGUAAUAUGUAUCACAUUCUUUUCAUCUUGUGGUUACAAUUUCUAAAUAAACCUAUUGUUUGUGUCUGUUUGUGACUUUUCCAACAUCAAGAUACUCAAUUUCGGAAUGGUCUCGUGGUUUUUUCCAUGCCAUUUUGCUGUGCCACAAUUAAUUAAUUAGGAAUGCUUGAUUCAGUGAAUGGUUUACUGAAUCAAGCAUUCCUAAUUAAUUUAUUGUGGCACAGCAAAAUGACAUGGAAAAAACCCCCACAAGAAUAUCCUCGCGACUAAGAAUCGCUCCUGAGAUGGGGUUCAAACUUGGUAUGAGCGACAGUUGUAUUCUGUUGCUAUAAUUUGUUUUGUCAAAGUUUAAGAACAAACUCACAAGUUUACCUUAUAGGUUCCUGAUAGAGGUAUUUUUAUUUCCAUGCAAUAGACCCACUUGAGGAUGACGUGAAUCCAACAUGUAUACUCUUGUUUUGAUGUGUUGUUUUUGCUGUUCAUGUAAUAAAAUACAAACUUUACCAUU